AUGGCUUCCAGAUCCUCGGCUGCAGCUACGCCGCUGCUAAAAUCCUCUGUUGCGCCUGAGAGUCCCUCCAAAGACGCGACCGUAUCUCCACAGACCGCGCCUUUCCCUUCACCGCAGACCUUUGAGAUUAUCCCACCACUCCACGGUAUACUCCUUCGCUUGUUAUCUCCUGCGAAUGCUUCCAACGGCGGUGCUGGCGGCCAUGGAGAUGGUCCAGGUGCCCCAGGGGCUUCGACGGAAGGAAAUCAACAAAGCCAACACGCAAAUUCCAGCCUCACAGACAAUGGGAACAACGGUGCUCCAACAUCACAGGGUGUACCAGAGGUCCCUUCUCUCGGCCCCAAUACCCAACCUCCACUCGACGUUAAGGAUCUGCCAACUCAGACGAGUUCGGUGAAAAUUCGAAUCCAGAAGGCACGAACAGUCGUGGAGGGUCUCCCUGAUAUACACCGGUCGGUAACAGACCAACAAGCAGAGAUUGCGGAGCUUGAGGAGCGCGUGGCACGUCUCCGGUCAGUCAUUGGGGACUUUGGCAGCCGUGCAGCAUCAUCCCGCGGCUAA
Penicillium angulare is the source of this 561-nucleotide messenger RNA. Its product is annotated as mediator of RNA polymerase II transcription subunit 9. The transcript has a single exon. The record is from RefSeq and is a predicted model, not a curated record. Lineage: Eukaryota; Fungi; Ascomycota; Eurotiomycetes; Eurotiales; Aspergillaceae. Bases 1 to 561 code for a protein of 186 amino acids. Gene Ontology annotation, cellular component: mediator complex. Gene Ontology annotation, molecular function: transcription coregulator activity. Gene Ontology annotation, biological process: regulation of transcription by RNA polymerase II.